Solenopsis invicta (red fire ant) is the source of this 1065-nucleotide messenger RNA. RefSeq lists its product as uncharacterized. The coding region runs from base 1 to 918 and encodes 305 amino acids. The transcript has 2 exons. The record is from RefSeq and is a predicted model, not a curated record. Lineage: Eukaryota; Metazoa; Arthropoda; Insecta; Hymenoptera; Formicidae.
AUGGAAAAAAUUAAAAAUGAAAAUACUUUACAAAUUAUUAAUGUCUCACUCCAGAAAGAUCAACCAAAGUCGUGCCCUGCUUGUAACAAUGGUGACAUACCGUUUGGGGCACAUACUUGUAAUAUAUGCAAAGUAGUAGUACAUGCACUAGAUAACUGUUCGUUAACUUAUGAUGAAGAAGGAUACGGGCAGAAACGAAUUUGCAUUCCUUGCUCUCUAUUGGAAGGCUCGCAAAACAUUCUCGCCACAAGAGAAACGGAAAAUUGGCGAGGUUUAAAUAAAAACAGAAAACGCAAAGCAAGAUAUUUAGAUGACCCUUGCGGUAUACAAGAUGCUUUAACAUGGAGAAGUGCGAAGCUCCUUAUAAUGAGAAACGGUAGCUCCACAGAAUUACAAGCGGUAAAAAUAGAAGAUCAAAAUUAUUGCUUUAUAAACACUUGUGCUUUUGACAGCGUGCUGCAAAUUGUCCUUGCCGCCUUGUCAGAUUACAAAGAUUUCGAAACCGAGAUACGUAAAAUCGAGAAUAAUAAGUUAUAUGAAAUGGCGCUAGAUAUUUUAGAAAAAGGAAUUAGAGCGUACACGUAUAAAUUACGUGCACAAAUAUUAUUACCUUUUUCUAAACCUCGAAACGUACAAUGUGGAAAUUGCAUUCAAGUAAAUUGUCAAACUAAUGUAGGCUACUUGGCAAGUCAGCUUUUCAGGAAUAGUCCAAGUUUCGAAGAAAAUUCUAUAUGCGAUAAAGGAUGUCCAGUCAGAUCAAAGUCAUUGCCUGUCUCUCAAAUUGACUACAAUCACUUAUUACAAGCAGAUAAUUACAAUAUAAUAAAAAACAAUGUCCUAUUAAAAGGAAGUAAGAAAUGUUAUCGUGAAAAUUGCACAGGUUUUGAAACAACCAAACUGUGUAAAAUAGGUAAUUAGAAUCGUAUUACUUCCAAACAGAUUCCUUUUAUGUAAUUAAAAUACAUAUUCAAGUAUAUAAUACAUAACAAUUAUGCAAAUUAUACACAGAUAUAAUUUCAGUUGAUUAUUCUCGCGCGCGCGCACACGCGCGCACGAACGCACACA